This is a messenger RNA of Loxodonta africana (African savanna elephant), 1109 nucleotides long. It is a transcript of the gene SDHB, whose product is annotated as succinate dehydrogenase complex iron sulfur subunit B. NCBI's taxonomy places the organism in Eukaryota, Metazoa, Chordata, Mammalia, Proboscidea, Elephantidae. Gene Ontology annotation, molecular function: electron transfer activity; 2 iron, 2 sulfur cluster binding. Gene Ontology annotation, biological process: respiratory electron transport chain; tricarboxylic acid cycle; aerobic respiration. The transcript is spliced from 8 exons. The record is from RefSeq and is a predicted model, not a curated record. Bases 107 to 949 code for a protein of 280 amino acids. Gene Ontology annotation, cellular component: mitochondrial membrane.
GCUCCUACACGGCUAGCGGGUCCUGGUGGACGCUGGCUCGGCGCCGCGGUGUUUGGUGGGACGCGGGCGGACAGCGAAGGGGUGGGGCUCGACGUCAGGAGUCAAGAUGGCAGCCGUGGUUGGAGUCUCCUUGAGGCGCUGGUUCCCGGCCACUACCCUUGGCGGAGCCUGCCUGCAGGCCUGCCGUGGGGCCCAAACAGCUGCAGCCGUAGCUCCCCGAAUCAAGAAAUUUGCCAUCUAUCGGUGGGAUCCAGAUAAGGCCGGAGAUAAGCCUCACAUGCAAACUUACGAAGUUGAUCUGAAUAAAUGUGGUCCUAUGGUAUUGGAUGCUUUGAUCAAGAUUAAGAAUGAAAUCGAUGCUACCUUGACCUUUCGAAGAUCAUGCAGAGAAGGUAUCUGUGGCUCUUGUGCGAUGAACAUCAAUGGAGGCAACACUCUAGCUUGCACUCGCAGGAUUGACACCAACCUCAAUAAAGUCUCAAAAAUCUACCCUCUUCCACAUAUGUAUGUGAUAAAAGAUCUUGUCCCUGAUUUGAGCAACUUCUACGCUCAGUACAAAUCCAUUGAGCCUUAUUUGAAGAAGAAGGAUGAAUCCCAGGAAGGCAAGCAGCAGUACCUGCAGUCCAUAGAAGAUCGUGAGAAACUGGAUGGGCUGUAUGAGUGCAUUCUCUGUGCCUGCUGCAGCACCAGCUGCCCUAGCUACUGGUGGAACGGAGACAAGUAUUUGGGACCUGCGGUUCUUAUGCAGGCCUAUCGCUGGAUGAUCGACUCUAGAGACGACUUCACAGAGGAACGCCUGGCCAAGCUGCAGGACCCCUUCUCUCUGUACCGCUGCCAUACCAUCAUGAACUGCACAAGGGCCUGUCCCAAGGGUCUGAAUCCAGGGAAAGCUAUUGCUGAAAUCAAGAAAAUGAUGGCAACCUAUAAGGAGAAGAAAGCUUCUGCUUAACUGUUUCCAUGCUGGUUUUUUUCCUCCAUGACUUGUAACCAGCUCAGAGCUGAAUAUAAUUUAUAUCUAAUUUGAGCCCCUUCAGGGCUUGAUUUUCCAUGAAUACAGCAUGUAUAAUCAAACACUUUAAGAAAUAAAUAAAUGUUAUUCUACUUUAUUA